Encephalitozoon hellem ATCC 50504 is the source of this 1638-nucleotide messenger RNA. RefSeq names its product methionyl-tRNA synthetase. The coding region runs from base 1 to 1638 and encodes 545 amino acids. Gene Ontology annotation, biological process: methionyl-tRNA aminoacylation. The transcript has a single exon. NCBI's taxonomy places the organism in Eukaryota, Fungi, Microsporidia, Unikaryonidae. Gene Ontology annotation, molecular function: ATP binding; methionine-tRNA ligase activity. The record is from RefSeq and is a predicted model, not a curated record. Gene Ontology annotation, cellular component: cytosol; aminoacyl-tRNA synthetase multienzyme complex.
AUGAAGAAGUUAAUAACAAGUGCCUUGCCGUAUGUGAACAACCAGCCACACCUUGGGAAUGUCAUAGGAAGUGUCCUCAGUGGGGAUGUGUAUAGCAGGUAUUGCAAGAAGAAAGGAGAGACGGUGGUGUACAUAUCUGGGACAGACGAGUACGGGACUGCCAUCGAGAUGGAGGCUAUUUCACGGGGCAAGACUCCUGCUGAGGUUUGCGAGGAGAAUAGGAAGCUUCACAAGCAGAUUUACGACUGGUUCAACAUCGAUUUUGAUUAUUUUGGAUUUACAUCUAUACCUGGACACACGGAGGUUGUGCAAGAUCUUUUUAUGAAGAUGUACAACAACGGGCAUUUUACCGAGCAAGAAGUUGAGCAGCUUUACUGCAAAUCUUGCGAGAUAUUCCUUGCAGACAGGUAUGUUGUUGGAAAGUGCAGGUUUUGUGGGGAUCUAAAGGCAAGAGGAGAUCAGUGUGAUGCUUGUGGACACACGUACAACUCUCUCGAGCUUCUAUCUCCGGAGUGCUCUGUAUGCAAGUCCAUGCCGAUUGUGAAAUCAACCACCCACCUGUUUUUUGAUCUGGAGGCAUUUAGGCCGGAGCUGGAGAAGCUGUACAAGACGAAUGGACAUCUGUGGAGUCAGAAUGCACAGAACAUAUUCAACCAGUGGAUUUCGAUGGAGUUUCAUCCAAGAUGCAUGACAAGGGAUCUGAAGUUCAAAUGGGGGGUUUCUGUUCCGCUGAAGAAGUUUGAGGAAAAGGUCUUUUAUGUCUGGUUUGAUGCACCGAUAGGAUAUCUGACCUUUUUAAAGGCGCUUGUGGGAGAAGACUUCGAUGAAUGGUGCAGGGAGUCUGAGCUUGUACAGUUUAUGGGAAAGGACAAUGUGCCAUUCCACACUGUGAUAUUCCCGGCGAUGCUUUGUGCAACUGGAGAGAAGUACCCACUGAUCAAAAGGUUAUCUGCCACCGAGUACCUCAUGUUUGAGAACCAGAAGUUCUCAAAGAGCAGAAGGCACGGGAUAUUUGGGCUGGAUCUUGUUGAUGGGAGUCUUGGGAGGUCAUGCAUAUGGAGGUAUUACCUGCUGAAGAUACGCCCUGAGUCAACCAAGGAUUCAAACUUCACUUUCCACGACUUCCAGCAGUCUGUAACGGCGGAUCUUAUUAACAACCUUGGGAACUUUGUGAAUCGAGUGCUGAAGUACAUAAAGUCUAGGUGUAACUCAAGGAUAUCGCUGCUUGAGCUUAAUGACAAGGAUAAGAAGUGUGUUGAAGAGGUAAAUGAGCUAUAUUGCAAGUAUAUAAAGAAGAUGGACGAGAUAAAGCUCAGGGAGGGGCUCCAGGUAGCAAUGGAUAUUUCCAGGCGUGGAAACGAGUAUAUUCAAGAAGGGAUCCGAAGCGAGGACAGGAAAGGCCAUUUCUUCUGCCUUGGAUUCAGCAUUGUUGGGCUCCUUGGCACUCUUCUAUACCCCUUUAUGCCUCUUGCCUCGUUGGAAAUACUGAAGAUGUGUAAUCUUGAGGAGACAAGGCUUCCAGACCAUAUGAAUAUAAUUGACGGGCACACUAUAGGAAAUGAGAUCUAUCCUCUGUUUAAGAACUUUACGGCCGAACAGCUUGAGGAGAUGAGGAAAUACGAAGCCCCCAGCGUAUAG